AUGAAACUUCGCUGCUCCUCCCACGGUCCCUGCCAGGCUGCGGUCGCUGCAGUGGAGGCUCCAGGAGCCAAGCUGCCGCCUGGGCUUCGCCUUGCACCCCUACCGCGCCAGGCUACCGAGGAAGCGCUGGGAGAAAUUCGGGCUGCGUCUGCAAGCAGCGGCCUUCGCGUGCUGGAGCUCGGUGUCGGCUUCGGGUCACUUCGUGCGCUGCUGAAAUUGCGACGCCACCAUGUAACUCGGGCCCGCAAAGUUUGGAAAUCCUGGACGCAGCAAAGAUUUGGAGCCGAAGUUCGCUUGCUUGCAGAGUUUCCAGCGUGUCACAAGCUGAUUACGAUGGCGUCCAGCCUCAUGGGCGUGCUUUGA
Molecule: messenger RNA, 363 nt
Organism: Symbiodinium sp. CCMP2456
Lineage: Eukaryota; Dinophyceae; Suessiales; Symbiodiniaceae
Source: the annotation of a GenBank genome assembly